Solanum pennellii is the source of this 3281-nucleotide messenger RNA. RefSeq lists its product as uncharacterized. The transcript has 11 exons. The record is from RefSeq and is a predicted model, not a curated record. The coding region runs from base 318 to 2981 and encodes 887 amino acids. Gene Ontology annotation, molecular function: zinc ion binding; protein binding; histone methyltransferase activity. Gene Ontology annotation, cellular component: nucleus. NCBI's taxonomy places the organism in Eukaryota, Viridiplantae, Streptophyta, Magnoliopsida, Solanales, Solanaceae.
GCAGGCCCAAAUUUAUCAUGCUCUUUUAGCCUUUUUCUCCCCCAAUGCUCCUCCUCCUCUUCUAGGACUAAAACUGUUCUUCUCCAGUUCUCUCUCUCUGCACAAAAUUCACCCUUUUUUUCUCAAAUUCUCAGAAGGAAUCGAUUUUAUAUUUAAGAAGUUCUGUGUAAGGCUUGGUGAAGUGUGCCGAAGCCCUGAAGUUAUGUACAACACGAAGUGGAGGACGCAUUGUUUAGCUGACGCCUAAAUGCCAAGCGUUAAGGUUCACUGAUCGAUUUGGCAGUUGCUAUUAAAUCCACACGCACACAAAAAAAACAAUGCCGAGCAAUCCAAAAGUUGUGAAAGCAUUUCGUGCUAUGAAAAAUAUUGGAAUCUCCCCAGAAAAGGUGAAACCAGUCUUAAAGGACCUUCUUAAAUUGUACGACAAGAACUGGGAGCUUAUUGAAGAAGAGAAUUACAGAGUACUUGCAGAUGCUAUAUUCGAGAAAGAGGAGGCAGAAGCAACAGAAAGUCAGAAGCCUGAGAAUAUUGUACAAGUUCUAUUUUGGUUCCCUGUGUUUUAUCAAGAGGAGGUUUUGGAGGAAGAAGCAGCAGAUGAGGAGCCUGAAAGACCCUUAAAGAGAUUGCGAUCAAGACACCAGGAAGUUCAUUCUAGUUCUAUUUCAGCUGGGACUUCAUUCAAGAAAGUGGAGGAGCAAGCUGAACUACCUGGAACUAAUUCCCAGGGUUGCUCACAAGGCCCUGAGCUAAAUAAUAGAAAUGCAGCAGCUGAGUCUCAGUCUGUUCCAUGUCUGACAUAUGUUAGAAAGGAAGGAAAACAACCAGUCUCACCUAAUAGUGCUGACAGAUUGGAAAAUAAUGCUAUUUCUCGGAAGAAUCGUCUCAAGGGGAAGGAAACUCAAACACCUCAAAUCAUAUCCAAGGAGAAAGGUUUAGUCCUUGGGAAAGCUUCUCGUGCUUCAAUCCUCAAAAAGCCGAAGACUGAACCUGACAUUGAAAUUUUGGGUACUCAUGAUCUCAUCAAGCCUAAGGAUGAACCACAUACUGUUGAUAUGCCACAGCUUGAGGUUCCUCUUGCUGUUAUUCACCCUGAGCCAUCAAAUGACAAAGGUUCUUCAAAUGGUAAUGCCUCAAGAAAGCAGCCAGACACUUCUGAAACCUCAGCAGCAGAGCUGAGAGGCGGAAGAGAAGCAGAUAAGGACAUUCCAACUUUUUCAAAUGGACUGGUAACAAGUCAUGAACUAGUAAAGCCGCAGAAUCAGUGUUAUUCUAACAUAGAUGUUGCCUCCUCAACUUUUGGAGAGGUUAAACUCUCUAUAAAUUGUGACGCGGCUCUUGGUAGAUCAGACUUCCAUUUGCCUAGUCUAGAGGCUGUUGUGAAGUUGGUGGAGGAUAAAUGCCUUAAACCAUUCAAAAUCCUGGACCCUAACUUUUCUGUGCCGAAGCUAAUGAAAGACAUGUGUGAGUGCUUUUUGGAACUGGGAACUCAGUACAAUCAUGAAUUGCAAGAGACUGCAAAGGUGGAUGCAGAAAAUGAUAUUGGUUAUAGAAGUAUGGCCCUAGUUUCUCCAAAUGGAUCUAUAAAUUUAGAACUUGAUUCUGGGGAGGAUCAACCAGAGAAAUCACAGCUACCCCUUCCUUGUAAUGGUCACACCAAUAGCGCCCAAACUGAUCAAACAACGUCAGUGAGGAAUUGUGGCAGUGUUCCAGAGAUCGAUCAGAAUAUACUUGAACAUCUUAUGUCUGAGAGUCCAGUGGCUCUGUGCGGAUCUAAAAAUUUAGAACUUGAUGCAGGGGAGGCUCAACCCGAGAAACCACAGCUCCAUCCUUGUAAUAGUCACAACAACAGCGCCUCAACUGAUCAAAUAGCAUCUGUGGAGAACUGUGGUAGUGCUCCAGAGAUUGAUCAGAAUUUUCUUGACCAUGUUACUUCUCAAAGUCCAGUACCUCUGUGUGAAUCAACUCAAGAUGAAACAGGUUCGUGUGUUGUUACAGAUAUAACCAGGGGGCAAGAGGAGGUUAUGAUUUCAUUGGUGAAUGAAGUUAAUGACAAAAUUCCUCCAUCCUUCAACUACAUAGCUCAUAAUGUGGUUUUCCAGAAUGCCUAUCUGAACUUCUCUCUGGCACGUAUUGGAGAUGACAACAGUUGUUCAACUUGCUCUGGUGAUUGUUUGUCACUGUCCACACCUUGUGCAUGCGCAUAUGAAACUGGUGGUAAUUUUGCAUAUACAAAAGAAGGUCUUGUUAAAGAGGAGCUUCUUAAAGAGAGUAUUUCUAUGAAUCGCGAUCCCAAGAAACACUGCCAAUUCUUUUGCAAAGAAUGCCCAUUGGAAAGAUCGAAAAAUGAGGAUAUUAUUGAACCUUGUAAAGGUCAUCUAGUGAGGAACUUCAUCAAAGAGUGUUGGUGGAAAUGUCGCUGUGAUAAACAGUGUGGGAACCGUGUGGUUCAGCGAGGUAUUAGCCGCAAGUUACAGGUGUUUAUGACUCCUGAUGGGAAAGGGUGGGGAUUGCGUACCCUUGAGGAUCUUCCAAGAGGUGCUUUUAUUUGCGAGUAUGUUGGUGAAGUUCUUACCAAUGCGGAACUCUUUGAUCGUGUUUCACAGAGCCACAAUAGAGAGGAACAUUCUUAUCCCGUGCUGCUUGAUGCUGACUGGGGUUCAGAGGGUGUCUUAAAGGAUGAAGAUGCGCUUUGUUUGGAUGCGACAUUUUUUGGGAAUGUAGCCAGGUUUAUCAAUCACAGAUGUUUUGAUUCAAAUAUGGUUGAAAUACCAGUUGAAAUAGAGACUCCAGAUCACCACUACUAUCAUCUUGCUUUUUUCACUACAAGGAAGGUUAAGGCAUUGGAAGAGCUCACUUGGGAUUAUGGUAUUGAUUUCGAUGACCAUGAACAUCCAGUGAAAGCAUUUAAAUGCCAGUGUGGUAGCAAGUUCUGCCGAAAUAUGAAACGUCCAAGAAGAAACAGAGCAAGGAAAGGAUGGUGAUUAUUUCCAAACAACUUGUGGCUGAUUUCUAGCCUUGGUUGAUCAAGAUAGCUGCUAUGACUGGAAGUUUGAAGACUCCGUGAUUAUCUAGAAUUUUUGUAGGGUUCUGGUGAACUUGGCUUAUGUUGUAUUUGCAGAUCCUAUGGCAAAUAAGCUCCAGAUAUUGUAUAUAAGAAUCUUUUGGUACAUUUCACUGGAUAUACCUUCUUUUAUGUUGUCCCGCACAUUGAUACCAUAGCAUAAUGUGGUUUAGACUAUGCAUUUAGCUUGAAGACUGAGUCCUUAGUUUUUGCUGUCUGA